This is a messenger RNA of Penicillium waksmanii, 1665 nucleotides long. Its product is annotated as Major facilitator superfamily domain general substrate transporter. The transcript is spliced from 3 exons. The record is from RefSeq and is a predicted model, not a curated record. Gene Ontology annotation, biological process: transmembrane transport. Gene Ontology annotation, molecular function: transmembrane transporter activity. Bases 1 to 1665 code for a protein of 554 amino acids. NCBI's taxonomy places the organism in Eukaryota, Fungi, Ascomycota, Eurotiomycetes, Eurotiales, Aspergillaceae.
AUGGGGAGCCCAGAACUAAUACAACAAUACUUCGGCCAUGAGUCUAAAACCACCCUCGGUCCCAACGCAAGUGUUCAGAGCGUCGACGAUGUGAAGCAUCCUGCACAAGAGAGUACGAUUCAACUCUUCGAGAAUGAGGAGCCAACAGACGCUCAACAAUGGCAGCCCGGCGUUCGUGACUGGCUUGUCUUCAUCUGCAUCGUCAUCCUAGCGAUGAUGGAUGCGUUCGAUGCCACGGUGUUGAUCCCGAUGCUACCGGACCUAGCAAACACAUUCGACGAACCAUUCGUCAGCGUCCUCUGGAUAAACACAGCUUAUCUUGUUCUCAAUGCUGCCAGUCAACUUUAUUUCACAAUGAUGUGCGACGUUUACAGCCAUGGCGCGGUGUGGACUAUCGCCGUCGUACUCACAACCAUCGGUACCGGGAUCUGCAGCGGAUCGAUGAGUCUAGUGGAAUUAGUCGUCGGUCGCCUGAUACAAGGAAUUGGAGGGGGCGGCGCCAUGAGCCUCUGCUUCGUGGUGAUGACCGAGUCAACCCCCGAGCACAUACAGUCGCGAUAUUCGUGCUACAUUCUGCUCACCCGAAUCAUUGGUACCAUGGUCGGCCCGGUUGUCGGAGGUCUCUUCACCGAUUACGCACAUUGGACAUGGGCUUUCUACUUCAACUUUAUAUUCUGCGCGCUUGGCAUGCUUGUGAUACCGUUUGCAGUUGACUUGCGCGUGUCGAAGAGUAUCCCGCUUCGCAAAUUGCGUAUUCUGGAUUGGUCUGGAGCUACAAUGGCCUUUAUGGGGCUGGGAGGUAUUCUCGUCGGUCUCAGCUGGGGAGGUAUCUCUUACCGUUGGAACGAAUGGCAGACCUUGGUGCCCAUUGCCGUUGGGGUGGCGGUUCUUAUCGCUCUACUAUUCUACGAGUCGACUUGGGCCCUGCAUCCACAGUUUGGAUCUCGGGUAUUGGGAAGCCCGGGGGCUGCUAUGACCUAUGUGGGGUGUUUUUGUCACGGCUUCGUGAUCUUCUGCCAGCUUCAGUUCUUCACCAUGUUCUUCAUUUCAACCAAGUACCUGUCAAUAUCUCUUUCCGGUAUAGCCUUACUCGCCAUCACCGGUCUCUCUGUCGCGCCCGCCGCGGUUGUGGGAUUUGUUCUGGCAAGGGAGUCCCAGUGCGCUAAGUGGAUAAUCUCCGGGGGUUGGGUUCUUACAAUUCUGGCUUCUGGAUGCUCAAUCCUGUUGGAUGGUGCAACGCCAACGAUUGGCUGGGUUUUCCUCUUCUUCUCGAUGGGGUUAGGUCACGGCCUGCUCCUCUCAAGCUACAAUAUCCGGAUACAGAGCAUUCCAAAGGAAGAGGGAACCGCACUAUCUACAAUGCCGAUCAUUGUUUCAAACUACAUGCGGACUUGGGGCAUGGCAGUGGCGAUCCCUGUUGGAGGUGUGAUCUUCAUGAAUCUCUUCGGUCGCGAACUUCAUCUGGCGGGCUUGGAUCGCGAGCUGAUUAACACGGCUAAGGGUUAUAUCAUCUUGAUGGACCAAGUUAAGAUGUCUGAUGAGUACCGCAAAGCUAUUAAGGAUGCUGCGGCGUUGGCUUUGCAGGGGACGUGGGAGGUUAUAACAGGCGUUGCUGCAGUUGGGGGCAUAUCGUCUGCCGUUUUAUGGAAGCGGUCCUCUGCUUGA